Plasmodium yoelii is the source of this 648-nucleotide messenger RNA. RefSeq names its product early transcribed membrane protein 13. The record is from RefSeq and is a predicted model, not a curated record. Lineage: Eukaryota; Apicomplexa; Aconoidasida; Haemosporida; Plasmodiidae. Bases 1 to 648 code for a protein of 215 amino acids. The transcript has a single exon.
AUGAACACUCUCAAAGUUUUUUUCGUUUUUUAUGUGUUAUAUAUUACUACAUUUUUUUUUAACCCUUGCUUUUGUGAGGAUGCAGAUUAUUAUUCAGAAAUAGAUGAUGGGGCAUUAGAUAGCAUUGAUACUGCUAUAAAAAAAAAAAAGAAGAGGAAAUCAGUUGCAAUUGCUUUGUUAUCAUCAGGAUUAGUGGCAAGUGUUAUUGGGGUACUUUAUUAUAUGUAUAAAUCUCAUAAUAAAGGAAGACAUGAUUGGAAUAAAGGUUUUAAUUUUUUCCCCUUUAAUAAACAAACAGAAUAUAAACAACCUGAUGGUGAAAAACCAAGCACUAGUACAAAAUAUGAAGAACCAUUAGGAGUAAAUAAAGUAAAUAUAAAAGGAAAAUUAAAAGAAAACAAUAAUGAUAUUGAUGUUCCUUUGAAAAGGUUUAAUACAUUUAUGGAUAAUGUGAAACUAGCUGCUAAACACCAUUUCAGCAAUUUAUCAAAUGAACAACAGAAAUAUUUAAUCAAGGAUUAUGAUUACUUAAGGAAAAUUGUCCAGACUUUAGAUGAAAAUAAGGAUGUUAAUAUUUCAAGAGCCCAAGAAGAUAUCGCAGUUUUAGGCGUGGAGCAUUUUCUUAAAGAACAAUAUCAACCAAAAUGA